UAUAGAAUAAAUAGAUAUAGACUAGAUAUAGAUUAAUAUUGAUUUGGUAGUACGAUAAACUUAUACCCUUUGUCCGGGAAAACAUCGAGGGUAAUAACUAUAUAAUAGAAAAUCGAAAUUCUCCAAAAUCUUGAAUUGAUUCAUCGUCGCAAGCACAGUGGGGGAUUGGGUGAAGGUGAAGAAUGGGAAGCCAAACAGCAGCACAAAUUCCAACGAGUUUUGGUCAUGAACUGAGGGCUUGUCUCCGUUGCCGUCUUGUCAAAACUUACGACCAGUUUAGGGAAUCAGGAUGUGAGAACUGUCCCUUCUUCAAAAUGGAUGAAGAUCAUGAGCGCGUAGUGGACUGCACUACUCCUAAUUUUACUGGUUUGAUCUCUGUCAUGGAUCCAACGAGGAGUUGGGCAGCUCGCUGGCUUCGAAUCGCACGGUAUGUCCCUGGUUGUUACACACUUGCUGUAUCUGAGGCACUUCCAGAAGAUUUGCAGAAUCUUUGCGAGGAUGAACAUAUCCCGUAUGCUCCUCCAAAACGUAUCUGAUCGACAAACCAGCAGUGAUAACAUCAGUAAAUUUCGGAUGUCUUUGGAAACCGGGACAAAUGUUAUGUAAUUAAGAUAACGAAUUACUGAAAUUAUCAUUAACCCCUCCUAAUCUGGAAACUGAACAUAUUUAUGUCUGAAUGUCUCUCAGUUAUCUGUUUGCUUGCUCAUCUGGUGAACUCUCAUGUAUUAGUACUGUUGUGUUUGUGUGACACUCAAAUUUUAGUGGAGGUGUGUUUGGUGUA
Molecule: messenger RNA, 781 nt
Organism: Capsicum annuum
Lineage: Eukaryota; Viridiplantae; Streptophyta; Magnoliopsida; Solanales; Solanaceae
Product: transcription elongation factor SPT4 homolog 2
Exons: 5
Coding region: 183-536 (117 amino acids)
Biological process (GO): mRNA processing; regulation of transcription elongation by RNA polymerase II; chromatin organization
Cellular component (GO): DSIF complex; nucleus
Molecular function (GO): zinc ion binding; RNA polymerase II complex binding
Source: RefSeq, a predicted model, not a curated record